GAAAUAACAGAGUGAAGAAAAUGGGAGAAAGCACUACUGCCGACCAACGCAAAGUUGCGAUUAGCAUCAAGUCUCAGGAUGGAGACAAAAUGUUUUUCAGAGUUGCACGAGAUAAGAAAAUUCAAGAAUUGCUCAAAAUUUAUUGCAAGGGAAAGAAUUAUUUGUACCGUGAGGUAUCUUUCAUUCACAAUGGAGAUCGUAUCCAACCUAACCAAACUCUCUUUCAGCUUGGCAUUGAAGAUGGAGAUGAGAUAGCUGCAAUGCAACAUCAGAGUGGAGGUGGCAACCUAUCGGCCUUUGCGUGAAUUUAACCAACUAUCCUUAUUAGCAUGUUGUGACGCCAACUUCUUAUUAUUUAAUCGUGUUCCAAAAAGACUAGUAUGUUAUCUUUUAUGUCCAUUCGGAUAUUUUAUUGAAGAGAAUUAUUUAAGGACCCAUGCAUUUACUUCUCAA
Salvia splendens (bonfire salvia) is the source of this 453-nucleotide messenger RNA. RefSeq names its product small ubiquitin-related modifier 2. The transcript is spliced from 3 exons. Bases 21 to 305 code for a protein of 94 amino acids. Gene Ontology annotation, molecular function: protein binding. The record is from RefSeq and is a predicted model, not a curated record. Lineage: Eukaryota; Viridiplantae; Streptophyta; Magnoliopsida; Lamiales; Lamiaceae.